Nothobranchius furzeri (turquoise killifish) is the source of this 3428-nucleotide messenger RNA. The record is from RefSeq and is a predicted model, not a curated record. NCBI's taxonomy places the organism in Eukaryota, Metazoa, Chordata, Actinopteri, Cyprinodontiformes, Nothobranchiidae.
UUGUGGGUAUGCAGGAAGUAAACAAACACACGUGAAAGAUGGCGGUUUCAGAGCAGAGAAAGGAGAAAAACGGGGAGGUUUUAAUAGAAUUUAGGGCGUCGUUUUUUGCUAUGAAGCGUCUAACGUCGUUUCCGUGGACUGUGAGUAUGAGACAGCACACAAAAUCACUUGUGUUAGAGAAUGAUGAGUCAGCAGAGUUUAUUUUAGAUCUUCUGAAGCAGACGUGUCUUCAUCCUUUGUGCAGGAGGUUUCCUCCCUCAGUCAGAUACAGAAGGCUGUUUCUGUCUGAACUCAUCAAACGGCAGGAAGCUGCAGCCUGUGAUCCUCUGGAUGAGCUGUACGACGCUCUAGCCGAGGCGCUGGGAGUCGAGGAGACCCCGGAGUGCUACAAGAGCUACUUCCUGCCCAGCGGAGACGCCAUCAGUCUGUUGGAAAACGUGGCUCUGAUCUCCGAGGGAACCACCGGACUCGUGACCUGGGAAGCUGCUCUCUACCUGACUGAGUGGGUUCUGCAGAACCAGCAGGUUUUCACCGGCAGGUCGGUUUUGGAGCUCGGCAGCGGUGUUGGCUUGACGGGCAUUGGCAUCUGUCGCUCUUGCAGCCCAAAUAGAUUUAUAUUCAGUGACUGUCACGCUUCGGUUCUGCAAAAACUCAGAGAAAAUGUACAGCUGAACGGACUGAGCGAGCAGACGUCUCCCUCCGUCAGAGUGGAUGAGCUGGACUGGACGACGGCGUCAGAUGAGACGAUCAGAGACAUCGGGUGUGACACCGUCAUCGCUGCAGACGUGGUGUAUGAUCCCGACGUGGCAGGAAGUCUAGUGAAGCUGCUGGUGAAGAUCCUAAACUGUUCAUCAGCUGAGAGGAAACUGGAGAUCUUUAUCUGCUCCACUGUGAGAAACCCAGAAACGUAUGACGGCUUCAAAUGGCAGCUUGAAACUGCAGGAAUCAGCCACCGUGUGAUGAGUGAACCCGUUCCAAACGUGUUUCCCUACGACAGACUCGCUCCUAUAGAACUGAUCAAAUUGUUCAGGGUUCAGGAAGGCUGAGAGAUCUCAGCAGAGGCAGAACAGUCUGGUCCCAGUUAUCAUCCCAGCACUGGUCCCUGCUGCUGCAGAGCUUUGCCCUGAAAGCUCCCAGUUUACCAUCCAAACUGGGAAAGCCUGACAGGAGAGACUGGAAACGAGAACAUUUGAGACUUUAAAAAUGAAUCUGGGGUCAACUCCGCUGCCUCCUGAGUGUCCGAUGAACAGAAUGAAACCAGGAAGAGUCUAAUUUUGUCUCAAGUUUAACUUAUUAUAAUGUUCAUCGAUUCCUGUGACUCAGGCUGCAGCACAGACCAUCAGACUCUGGGACGGGACAGGAAGAAUGGUUGGGACAAAAAUCUGAAUCAAAAGGUGAGACGAGGACGACUCUGUUGGGACACUUUUACAGGAAGAACUGGAUUAAAACCCCUGAAACUCUUGUUUCCUGGAUCUUAGCGUGUCUGAGAAGGAAUGGAUGAGUUGCCGAACUUUACUGAAUGAUCAGACUUUUACUGGAACGUGUUUCAGCCUGAACUGCAGGAAUGGAUGGAAGUGGUUAAACUAAAUGGAGGUGAUCGUUGCUCCUGCUGCUCUCACCUUUAGCUGUUCAGCAAGCUCCGCCGAGUCUCUGAAGAUCAGUCCGUUCUCAUCGUGCUUCACUAGCUCGGGUAAACUGGAGAGAAAAGUGACAUCAGCUGAACAUCUGGAGCAGAGCAGAGAGGAUGCAGCUGCUUUCAGAUUUCAGCCUGAGGGUAAUUAUAGGAGACCCUCAGCUCUAACAGCUCAGCAGAUGGACGUGCAGAUGUCUGAGCAUGGACUAGAGGUCCAGGAACAGGUCAGUGGGAUUCUCACCUGUUAAAGCUGAUCGCACAAACAGGAAGGCAGCAGCCAAACAUGUCCACCACCUUCAUGGGAAGGUCCAAACCGCUCGACGACUUGUGGAGACAAACUCCUAAAUCUGAAGAACCUGCAUGAGUCAAAGAAAGGAAAACACAAAAUGACUGUUUUCCAUUUUCUAUGACCCAACCGAACUACAGAGGGACACCAGUGAUGUCAUCUGAAGCAAACCUAAUAGGAGUGGAUAAUCCUCAGCCUCCAACCAGGGGGUGCAGAUCUUCACAUGAUCCAAGUGCAGAGAGUCUAUGAGCUUCCUGUAGUGUUCCUUCUGAGGACCCUUACCUGCAAAAACACUUGAUUUAUUACGGUUUAACAGGAUGUCUGUAGCAGUUUCAGAGGAAACAAAAUCAGUUCUGGACAUUUUCUUGCACCUAGAACUGGAACCCAGGAGAGGCCAGAAGCUCGGGUCGGGUGUUUACCUGUGAUCACACAGACCAACGACGGCAACAAAGACCCUCCUCUGAUGUAACCUUCGUAUUCUGCUGAGAACAAACAGAUCAGCAGUGGGAACAGAUGAAACAUGGUUUGGUGUCAGUGAAAAUGCUGUCAGACCUUCUAGAGCCUUAAGCAGGAUGGAGAAGUCUUCGUCCUCUGUGGAGAAAAAAACAUGUUGAAUUAAACCAGAGCAGCGGUGAGAGCUCUGCACGGUGGCAUAAACCUUAAAUCAUCAGGAGGAUCUGAUGAGGGAAACACAAGCAGACAGAAGUUGUUCUGCUGUUUUGAUUGAAGGAGUAAGGAAGCAGGGUCCGACCCGUCCAGCUGGUGCUGCUGACCAGCAGCGCCGGGCGAUCCCUCCACAGAGUCACAGAACCGUCGUUCGGACUACAGACUGUAAAGACGGUCGCCUCUGCUUUUGUUUCCUCGCCGACGGACCUGAGAACAGAUCAGAGGAUCUGGUUUCAGUCACUGAAAAAAACACAGCUGAGCAGAAAUCCACCAGAACGAAUGAAACAUUGAAGCUGAAACGCUCGAGCAGGAACCAGAUAAAAGUGAAACGGGCCACAAAACAAACCUGAGAUCAAUACCAUCAUGUCAGUUAUUUAACAGGAACUAAACCAAAAUACAGAAACUGUAAAUAACAGUGUUGAACGCAGCAGGAGACUAGGCCUUGGCUACACUUCUGUUUCAGUCCUUGUAUCAAAAAUGUUUUGGAGGGCUUUUUUUGUGUGUGUGUGUGUGUGUGUGUGUGUGUGUGUGCUAAACCGGUUGAAAAAGGCUCCUAAACACCUGUGAGGGUCCACGUAUCUCACCCUGGGUGCUGGAACUCAGGAUAAGUGUUGGCGAGUCUACAGAAGAGCUCAUGCUGCAGAUUCAGAGAAGUCUUUCCAAAGACGGAGGCGGGUCGGUCAUGGAGAGUCGUCGCCCUGCCAAAACAAACACGUUAUCUGAUCUGAUGUUUGACCUCACAGGUCCCAGGUGUGUAACGCCAGCUACUGAAGUGAUCUCUAAAGCAAACAUGACAUAUUUGCUACAUUAUCUGUGCUGAUAUUAAAACAUGAUCUGUAAAAA